AUGGCCGUUCAGCCCAUUCGGCGUCUUUUGAUUGCCAACAGAGGCGAGAUUGCCGUCCGAAUCAUCCAAGCUGCGCGCGAAUUCUCUCCAUCCAUCGAGACAUUCGCUCUCUAUACGGAAGAUGAUCGCUCUCAUUGCGAUAUUGCUGCCCCCAAUCAUGUUGUGCCAUUGCCUUCACCGGCAGCAUAUCUAGAUAUUUCACUUCUCGUCAGGCUGGCCUGCAAACAUGGCAUCGACACAGUUCAUCCGGGCUACGGCUUCCUAAGCGAAAGCGCCGACUUUGCCAGCCGUAUGAAAGAUGCUGACAUUACGGUUAUAGGGCCUGGGGCCGAUAUCUUGCUGCGCACGGGUGAUAAACUGCAGGCAAAACAAUUGGCAGGGCAAUGCAGCGUGCCUGUCUUACCUGCCCUUCCACACGCUACUUCCGACAUGGCAGAGAUCCAGGCCUUCGCAAGCCAAGCCCAUUAUCCCGUUAUGAUCAAGGCAGUGGAUGGCGGUGGAGGACGAGGGAUUCGGUUAGUGCGUCAAGAGAGUGAACUGGAGAACGCCGUUCGCGGAGCCACGAAGGAAUCGCCGUCCCAAACAGUCUUUGUGGAAAAGGCCGCCGUCGACGGGUUUCAUCACAUUGAGGUGCAAGUAAUUGGCGAUGGUACUGACGUCCGCCAUUUAUGGGAGCGCGACUGUAGCGUACAGCGUCGCUUCCAGAAGAGCGUCGAAAUCGCCCCGUCGUUGAUCUCGAAUCGAGAAUUUCUUCAGCAGGUCAUCGACGCAGCAUUGCGCAUCGCAAAGACCAUCGGCUAUCGAUCUCUUGGGACGGUUGAAUUUCUGGUCCACGAACAGCGCAGUGAAUUUUACUUCCUUGAGAUCAACCCCCGUCUACAGGUGGAGCACACCAUCACCGAGGCUAUCACCGGGUUUGAUUUAGUGCAGGCUCAGUUACAACUCGCUCAAGGGCGUUCCCUUGUCGAGAUUGGCCUGGAGACCAAUCCUUCGACGCCGAAACACACGCAUUCCAUCCAACUGCGACUGUGUGCCGAGGACGUUCGCAGGGGAUUUUCCCUCGGUAUGGGCAAGAUCACCGAGUUUCUUGUGCCUACUGGACAUGGCGUCCGUGUCGAUACGCAUGUAGACAUGACUGGAUCGAGCCCGGUGGUUGUGGGUGCGCAUUUCGAUAACCUCCUCGCCAAGAUCAUCGUCACCGCGUUCAGCUGGGAGGCAGCAGUUGCGAAGGCUCGCCGAGUGUUGGCCGACACAAGGGUUUCCGGCGUACAAACAAACCUUGACCUAUUGCGAGGAGUCGUGGAGCACGGCGACUUUCCAGCAGGCAAUAUUGAUACGCAGUGGCUCGAAAGACAGCUCCACCCAGCUCUUGAACUGGGGCAAAACAUAUCCCACACAAUCAGCCGUGGAACCUCUCAACCAUCAUCGUCACUGUCUACUGCGGGCUCUUUCGUUCCCACUUCGACCCCGCUAUUCCGACGCGGAGAUGCCUGGUCUCUUGUCCUCGAGCCUCUGAACCGGAGUGUCGAACAGAAAGAGCAGCAGCAUCUUCGACUCACUCGCGUUCUCCAGAAUGAGUUUCCCACCUCCAUGGCUGCGGAGGUCGAGUACACAACGGCAUCCUCGGUCGCGGCCUACCGACUCCAACUUAAUGCGACCUCCACGGCAGCGUCGGCCUUGGUGUCGUCUCAUCGACGCGGAGACACGCAAAACCCGCGACACAUUGUGCUGCCGUUGUCAGGGAAACUGAUCGAGGUGCUGGUUGAGCCUGGACAGAUAAUUGCCGAAAAUCAGGUCGUAGCCUUUGUCAAGCAGAUGAAAAUGGAGCUCGAAGUACGCAGUCCGCGAACGGGGCGAGCCCGAUGGGUUCAUGAGAUGGAAGACGAGGAAGAAGAUGUGGCGGAGGGGAUGUUGCUGGUAGAGUUGGAGGACGAGGAGUUGCGGGGAAAGUUGUAG
Messenger RNA from Aspergillus melleus, 1956 nucleotides. Its product is annotated as putative pyruvate carboxylase. Gene Ontology annotation, molecular function: metal ion binding; ATP binding. The coding region runs from base 1 to 1956 and encodes 651 amino acids. The transcript is spliced from 2 exons. The record is from RefSeq and is a predicted model, not a curated record. Lineage: Eukaryota; Fungi; Ascomycota; Eurotiomycetes; Eurotiales; Aspergillaceae.